This is a messenger RNA of Sphenostylis stenocarpa, 456 nucleotides long. NCBI's taxonomy places the organism in Eukaryota, Viridiplantae, Streptophyta, Magnoliopsida, Fabales, Fabaceae. The record is from the annotation of a GenBank genome assembly.
AUGAAUCGCGGGAGGCUUUCCCUCUUCCACGCCUUCUUCAGAAACCGAUACCCGUUUCGCCAAUCCCCAAUUGGUUACUUUACUCCACCGACCCACGGCGCCUCCACCUCAAAGUUCCACUCUUUUUCCUCCAUCCCGAGCACCCACUACGCGAUUCGUCAUAGUCCAAGGAGUUUCAGUGGUGGGUUUGGCGAGUUAGACCACACCAAGGAGGUGGACACCAUCAACCUUAAGUUUGCAGAGGCAAGGGAAGAGAUAGAGAUGGCGUUGGAGUCCAAAGACACCGUUUAUUUCAACGAGGAAGCCGAAUGUGCACGCACCGCCGUCAAUGAGGUUUUGGGCAUGUUCGAGGGGUUGUUGGCCAAGUUACCAGAGAAAGAAAGAGGGGCUUUGCAGAGGUCUAUGGGUCUCAAGAUUGAACAAUUAAAGGCUGAACUUGCGCAAUUGGAUGAGUAA